Phoenix dactylifera (date palm) is the source of this 764-nucleotide messenger RNA. NCBI's taxonomy places the organism in Eukaryota, Viridiplantae, Streptophyta, Magnoliopsida, Arecales, Arecaceae. The record is from RefSeq and is a predicted model, not a curated record.
CAAACCAAGAACAAGAGAGCAAGCAGCGAAGCAGCGAAGCAGCGAAGCAGCGAAGCAUUCUAUAUAAUUUUUUUCUGGCUAUAUUUCCCAAUGAGGGCUUCUGUAGUUCUGGUUCUUCUUCUUGUGGGCAUGGUGGCUCUUCCCACAAUGGGCCUGAUGCCAUGCACGAGGAAUAUGUGGGGCAUGAUGUUGCCGAGAGAUGAUCCUUUCCGAAUCUUGGAGCAGACUCCCCUCAACUUGCCCAAGGCCAUGGAGAGCCUCGAGCUCGCACCUGCUGAUUGGAAGGAGACUUCCCAGGCUCACGUGAUCUCUCUCGAUGUUCCAGGGAUGAAGAGGGAAAAUAUCAAGAUAGAGGUAGAGGAGAACCGGGUACUAAGGAUCACCGGAGAGAGGAAGACUGAGGAGGUGGAGGGCGAGAAGUGGCACAGAGCUGAGAGGACCUCCGGCAAGUUCUGUAGGCAAUUCAGGCUUCCGGCGAGCGCCGACGUGGACUCCAUUAAAGCCCACCUGGAGGAUGGAGUUCUGAGAGUGACUGUGCCCAAGCUGGCUGAGAAGAAGACCCAGCCGAGGGUCGUGAACAUAGUAGAAGGGAGCAACUGGGGUGAACAGAUCAAGGCAUCCAAGGUGGACAUCUAAUGAUAUAAUAUUUUGUGGAAGAAGCUUUUUGCAGCUGUUUUUUUUUUUUAUUAUUAUUGGCUCUCUAUGUGGUGCGAACUUGUUACUGAAAUGAAAUAAAAUGGCGUUCUAAGCGUGAAGUUCUUCUA